AUGGCGCUUAUCCGACUCCAAGUGCUAAACGUAUUUCGAAAGCCCUUAAAAGGGCUCUCGGUAUUUCUCGAACUGCCCGGCUCGCCGUCCCUCGCGUACACGGCCGAGACGACGGAACAGCCGAUCGAGGCCUGGUACCCUGUGAUGUCCGAAUUACAAGACCCUUCCCCCUGGAAAAGAUCGGUCGGAAUAAAUCCUGACGAGAGGUGGCGGGUGACUGUGUACACGAAUCCGUGGGACCAGAGCCGCUGGCCUUCGAUCUCGUUUGAUAUUCGCGGGGAAUCUCGGCUCAUUACGCUUUGUCUCGGCCCAGAUAGUUAUAAAGUUUCCCUAUCCGAUCAUAAGAGAGAACCUUUGCCCUUAUCUGCUAUGGAUUGUCUGGCAAAGACUAUGGAUAUGCUGAGUAGGGAUGAAGAAUUCAAGCAUUCUCACCUUGGUUCGGAUUUUAAGGCUUUCAAUGAUAUCACGGAAGAGAAUAGAGACGAGACGAUGACGGACCUAUCGGAUUAA
This is a messenger RNA of Hypoxylon trugodes, 510 nucleotides long. RefSeq lists its product as uncharacterized. The record is from RefSeq and is a predicted model, not a curated record. The transcript has a single exon. NCBI's taxonomy places the organism in Eukaryota, Fungi, Ascomycota, Sordariomycetes, Xylariales, Hypoxylaceae. Bases 1 to 510 code for a protein of 169 amino acids.